Molecule: messenger RNA, 1030 nt
Organism: Cetraspora pellucida
Lineage: Eukaryota; Fungi; Glomeromycota; Glomeromycetes; Diversisporales; Gigasporaceae
Source: the annotation of a GenBank genome assembly
AUGUCUACUACUGGAAAAACAAUUUCACUUCCUACAAUUAAUGAAGUUGAAGGAUAUAAGACAACGAAGGCUCUGAUAAAAUUUUUAGAUAACCAAGAUAUAGGACUGGAUGAUAAUAAUUUCAAAAUUCUUUGUGAACAAAAAGUUGAUAGCGAAAUGUUCCUCAGCUUAAAUGUCGAUAAACUUAUGCAAGAUGGUUUAAAAAGAGGACCAGCUAAAAAGAUUUACCUCACAUCAGAAGUUUAUUGUAUUAGUUCCAGCGCCUGGAAGGAUUUUGGUCAACUAUAUGACUAUUUGAAAAAUUGUAUUGAUUUUGUGAGUCCAUUAGAAAAUUACAAGUUCAUUGUUGGUGAUAAAGAAAUGAAUUUUGGAAAAGUGAAUGAACCAUCAAAAGAUCUGUCAUAUCAUACUUAUCAUACUAGAAGUGAAGAUGAUGAAGAAAUUGUACAGAAAGCUUUUAAUAGAACUUUUCAAGAUUUAAGUAACUUUUUAGAAAGGUUCAUACAAUUUAUUGACAAGUGUUUAGAUGAUUAUGAAACAAUAAAAGGUUCAGUUAAAUACCUGUUUGCAUUUGAUGAAGCUCGUACACUAGUUGGUAAGAAUGCUGAAAACACUGUGGAUAUAAAUUUCAAUUCUGUUAAUUUUAAGGAAGCCAUGACAUUAAAGGAUGAUACUAAAGGGAUGGAACCAGAACAUAUUAUCGAAUUGGCUAUGGACAAGCUUAUUGGUGGACAAUUUUUCAAUGUUUGGAGAAAAAACCUAAUUAAAAUAUUGGAUACUUUGACUAUUCUAAGACCUCAUUUAUGUGUCAAAAUAGCGCCACAAUCUGAAUAUGUGCCUGAUUUAAUAGCAAACAAUAUGCACCUUUGUAUUAAAGUCUUAGAUGAUCAUAAAUACAUUGUUACUGUGAUGCCUACCGAACCUGUGCUAGCAGAAGCUAGUGCUCAAAUAAUGAAUAAUUCGCAUAUCAGCCUUACAGAACUUAUUAAUAAGCUAUCUGAAGCCUUAAAAAAAGGCAUAAUAGAGACUG